This is a messenger RNA of Procambarus clarkii (red swamp crayfish), 4701 nucleotides long. RefSeq names its product unconventional myosin-XIX. Gene Ontology annotation, molecular function: actin filament binding; ATP binding; microfilament motor activity. Gene Ontology annotation, cellular component: vesicle; myosin complex; cytoplasm. Gene Ontology annotation, biological process: actin filament organization; vesicle transport along actin filament. The record is from RefSeq and is a predicted model, not a curated record. NCBI's taxonomy places the organism in Eukaryota, Metazoa, Arthropoda, Malacostraca, Decapoda, Cambaridae.
CAGAGGUCAUAGUGUGUGGAGGUGUCGGUCGCGCGGUCAAUAUUGACACCUUUGAGACGGGACACGAUCUAAGAUGUCUCUCCCUGACCAAGGCGUCAGCUCGGCGUAUUCACUGGUUAGUGUGAGGGAGCGAGAGUCAGCUGUUGUUUACAUGUGGGGUCCCAGGCCGGAGUGACCAGUGUUGACAAACAACCUGUGGGGCUCCAGACAUUACCGGCGGGGCUCCUGAUAAAAUACGGGCUCACCCUAGCCCGUGCUACUUGGAACAUCUUGUUCCAAGUAACUGAAUGUAAAACAACAAUCCAGGCAACACCUGUGGGGGGCUCCAGGCAACACUUGCCGUGCUCCAGACUACUCUUGUACGGGCUGAAGACAAUACAUACAACGGCUCCAGACACGCAUCUAACAUGGAUUCGGAUGACAGCGGUUUUAAUUCGUAUAGACGCUCUAAGAAAAUUCCGCCCCCUGUGCCAAAAAAGAAGCCCAAGAGAGAUGCUACUGUUUUAGAAGUUGAAUAUGACACUGAUUCUCAAGAAUCAUUGUACUCUGACCCCAUUCUUGACAUUUCAAGGGAGGAGUUUGUUGCAUGUGAUGACUUAACAAGACUGCCAAUUUUAUAUGAUGACAUUGUUUUAGAAUGUGUGUGUUUACGGUAUAUCGAGGGCCUUUUCUACACGUGGGCGGGCCCAACACUGGUGGCAGCUAACCCAUGUUGUCCCGUGAACCACUUGUAUACUUCUUCCCAGAUAAAACAUCACCAUGACCAGGUGAAGUGUGGUGCUGACAGGCGUGAUGCGCAUGUGUACAGUGUUGUGGGUGUAGCUCAUCAUCGUCUCACUCAUGAUCUUGGCCUUAUAAAUCAAGCUGUUUUGGUUUCCGGGGAGAGUGGUGCAGGAAAGACUGAAUCUGCUCGUUACAUGUUGGGAUACUUGACACAUGUUGAAACAAAGUUUCCUCAAGUUCCACGCUCACCAUUAAAGGGUGUGUGGGAGGACAAGGAGCCUAGGGACAUCCAGGAUAAGAUCUUGGCUUCUAAUCCUAUUCUUGAAGCGUUUGGUAAUGCUGCCACUCUUCGCAACCAUAAUUCCAGCAGAUUUGGAAAACUGAUCCGUCUACAGUAUGGAGGGCGUCAACUGCGUGGGGCUGAGAUUGACACUUACCUAUUGGAGAAAACCAGGGUUACUCACCAGCCAGAGAGCGAGCGAAAUUUUCAUAUAUUUUACCAGGUUUUAUCAGGUGUGAGAUCAGGGUUACUAAAAGACUUGAUGCUUGAUGAGGAAGAGAGAUUUGCCAUCCUGCCAGGUGAUAUGACAGCAGCAGACCUCACAAAUCUUGAAGAGACUUUGUGUGCAUUCCAGCAACUGAAUUUCUCAAGUAGCCACCAAAAGGAAAUAUUUCAGGUUAUAGCAGCUAUACUGUUCUUGGGGAACAUCAGCUUUACUCUAGAGGAAGGAGACACUAAUUGGACUGUAAAUAUGCAAAGUAGAGACUGUGUGAAGAGUUUACAAGCAGCUUGUUUGUUGUUGGGGUUGGAUGUAGACCAACUGGUUAAUACCUUAACCAUCCAUACCAUCAGUGUCAGUAGUGCCCAAAAGGUCAGUGUGUUUCACAAGCCAUGUGAACGUAGGAGCCAGUGUGUUGAGCGGCGGGAUGCUCUAAUACAGCUUAUAUACCAGAGUCUGUUCCGGCAUAUAGUAGACUUCAUCAAUAGCAAGAUCAGUGCUCACAAGACUAUCUGGUCACAGAUUUUGGGAAUAUUGGAUGUGUAUGGAUUUGAAACAUUCCAGCAAAACAGCCUUGAGCAGCUAUGCAUUAAUUAUGCCAAUGAGAGGUUACAGCAAGCAUUCAUAGCUCGAUAUCUAGCCACCGAACAUCAGAUGCUUAAAGAAGAGGGCUUCCUUGGCCUGGAUGUACCUUAUACUGAUAACUCGAGCUGCGUCAUGGCCCUAGAUUCCCGGGUCUCGGUCUUUGCCAUUCUCAACGAGGAGUGCCAAUUAAAGCGUGAUGUGAAGGAGGAUGAGGCAUGUGAUCGAGUGUGCAAAGCGUUGGAACAUACUGGCGUUGUGUGCGCACCUCUGUCACCUCGGCACACACCUGGCUUUGUCAUCCAUCAUUAUGCUGGACUUGUCAAAUAUGAUGCAGAAGGUCUACUGCACAAGAAUAAAGAUGAAGUUCCCCAUGAAGUCUGGGGACUGCUAGCCGGAAGUAAUCAAGAUUUUAUUAGCAGCUUAACAGUGGGAACAGAGAGUCUACAUGCCGAAACUGGAAGACGAACAACACGCAAAAUUACUACGCUCUCAAAGUUCAAGUCAUCCUUGGAUAUGUUGAUGAAAACCUUGUCCGAGUGUGAUUUACACUUUGUACGUUGUAUAAAGCCCAGUGAAAAAUCUAUGCCAGGCACGAUUGAUUCUGAUUAUACACUGCACCAGCUGAAAGCCUGUGGAGUUAUUGAGACAGUCUGCAUUAGCCAGGCUGGUUAUCCAAUUAGAAUAUCAUAUGCUGACUUCUACACUCGGUAUGGCGGACCAAGAAGCAGUGCCGAUGUUGCAUCGUGUAUUGCACUUGCCAAAUCUGUUCUUGGAACAAUAGAUGGAGAUAUUGACACUGAUAAAUGCAGGUUUGGAAAUACCCGCGUGUUUCUCUCCGAGAGUGCUCUCCAUACAUUAGAGAUAGUUCGUGAAGAAAAGAGAAACCAAGCUGCCACUUGCCUUCAGAAAUGUUGGCGAAAAUAUAGAUGUCUCAGAAAAUACCAAAAAUAUAAAGCUGCAUGUUGUUUAAUUCAAAAAAAUGUCAAAUCAUGGUUAAUCAGGCAAAAAUACCAGAAGCUCAAAUAUUCAUGCCUGCUUAUUCAGAAAAAUUUGAGAAGAUUCAUCAUACACCAAAAAUAUUUGAGGUUACGGAAUGCUACACUAACAAUACAAAGGUACUUCAGAGGUUGGGCAGCAAGACGAAAAUACGAAGCAAUAAUGCAUCAAGCAGCAAUGCGACCAUACUCUAGGCAGUCAGUUAUGUCCGCGAAUAGUCUUGACUACUACAGCUUGACUACAUCAAUAUCCAUACACAGCUUGAACCCCUCGUUACUUGACGUAAGUCCUUGCGACGGUGCUUCAGGGGAUAUUGCAACAUUUGCUUUGAGUGGUGAAGCGCUAAAGGCAUAUUUGUCUCCUGAACAUCACCAAAGACUUCUUGAGACAGAAGAGUCUGGUAUUGAGACUGACACGGAGAGUAUUAAUGGGGAAGCUAAUCGGGUAGGCCACCGAAGAUCCCGAAAACUGCGUCGGAGAUCACAGUUGAAUGGGCUUAUGGAACAAAGAAGAAACGCCAAGAUGCAGCAUACAGCCAGUGAUGAAUCUUUGGUAGACAUUUCCAGUAAGUCUAUUGGUGCCAGCCCAAAAUUAGAAAAUUCACGGUGUGAACUUGAUAGUGGGCCAAAGAUCAGUACAUGCUUGAGGACUUCUGAAACUCCCAAGAAUACACCCAGAAAAGGAAUUUUGUGUACAUCCUCCAAGAAUAUUAAUAAUUCAUCAAAUCCUAGAGUGAAAAUAGCAAAAUCACCACCUCUUACCGAUAUCCAAAAGAUGCGAGUUGCUACUAUGAGGAGUCUCCCAGAAUUCUCUGGUAUUCUCCGAGAUUAUUGUCCAUCAGAAAGUUUACAGAUGGUCUUGCCAAAACAAAAUUUGUCACUUUUCUUCAAGGAUGGAGUGCUGUCCUACAGACGCAUGCCAAUGGUUGGCAUCAAGUUUCACACGCGUCCAACUUGUCUGCCAUUUUCCCACAAUCUCCCUCAUCGUGAACAACCGCGUGGCCUGUUGGAAGCCUUGCACUAAUUUUUACACAAACGUCACUCCUUGUAUAGUAAGGUCUUGUUAGAAAAGAGCCACACUCUCCACCUUUAGGAAUGUGGGAAGGUUUGCUGGUUGAUGUAAAAAUAAGUUAAGAAUUGUGUUUUUUUUUUGUUUUUUUAUUAAAUCUGCCUGCUUAAGCUAGUGGGCAGUAGGGUAUCCCUCCAUAUGCAAAAAGGAGCAUAACCAGCACUUGAUUCCCUCCAGUCAUCAGUAUUUUUAUAUAUAGUAAACAAUACUGUUCAAAAUAGUUGGUUCUUUUAACAGAUUGUGUUUAGUAUCGGUUAAUAAUAACAACUGGUUUUAUAGUUUUGUUCUAUAAAAAUAAUUUUCAUCCAUGCUAUAAUUCUAGAAGCAUUUGUAUCAAAUUACUACAUAGCUUCAAGUUUUGUUUGAUCACAGUUUAAAUGAGAUAUUUAAUGUCUUGAAUAUAAAGUUUUUAAAUAUUUACUUAUAUAAAAUGACAAAAGUGGCAAGUUUGUUUUGUUAAAUGUAAAUUUUUAUCUAAUUAACAUACAGUAAGUAACAUAUUGCAAGAACAAAACUGUAAAAAUUCAUUUUUUAUAGGUUAUAUUGAAUAAGUAUUACAUGUACAUUAUAUACAAAAGGUUGAGAGGAACAGAUAAAAGAAGAGGGUUGUAAACAUACAUUUUUAAUACUUAAUAUAUUUUUAAUAGAGUAAAUAAAUGGUUCAGUUUUUUAUUUAUGUAUUUAGGAAUUAAAUAUAUUGUACAUCAUUCAUAUGCAUCACAUACGUACUGUGUACACACACACACACACACACCAUUAAAACACACACACACACACACACACACACACACACACACACACACACACACACACACACACACACACACAC